AUGUCUGUGAAGAUACUUGUGGGCCCUAAUGCAUUGUCCCCAUUUAGAGUUGAUAACUUGACGAAAGGAAUUGAAGAAUAUACCAACAGCACUUCCAUCAUCACCGAGGUGCGUUCUUGUUAUGUUCAUUAUAUUGAUACUAAAGUAUCAGAGUUAUCUGAAAAGGAUUUGAAACUACUCGAAGUUUUGCUAACCUACGACACUGCUCUUGAUUUGGAAACUGAUGCAUUGUCGAAGUCGUUGUAUGAUUAUGUCAAGCAGGACACAGCAGGUUCCAACACUGGUGAAAAUACUUACUUAAUAAGAAUUGUGCCAAGAUCAGGUACUAUCUCACCUUGGUCCUCUAAGGCCACCAAUAUCAGUACUGUUUCUGGGUUGGAUGACAAGGUUGAACGAAUUGAAAGAGGUCUAGCUUUGCUGAUAAAAACCGUACCAGGUUUCCCACUAUUAGAGAAUCUAAAUGAUGUGUCAUUACAAUCUGUGUUUGAUAGAAUGACCCAGGAAUUGUAUUUGGAUCUACCCCCAACUUCAGACGAUCUUUUCACGCAUGAAUCUCCAAAGCCGCUUGUUCACAUUCCAUUGGUAUCUGAAUCUUUGAAAUUAAGCCCAAGAGAUGCUUUAAACAAGGCCAACACAGAGCUAGGUUUGGCUUUAGAUAAAGGUGAAAUUGAGUACUUGGUUAGGGCUUUUGUAGAAAUUUUGAAAAGAGAUCCAACCGAUGUCGAAUUAUUCAUGUUUGCUCAAGUUAACUCGGAACAUUGUCGUCAUAAAAUUUUCAAUGCUGACUGGACUAUUGAUGGAUUGAAGAAAAAUAUGACCUUAUUUCAGAUGAUUAGAAAUACUCACAAAUUGACCCCAGAUUACACUUUAAGUGCCUAUUCUGAUAAUGCGGCUGUUUUGGAUACCGAAAACGAUGCCUAUUUUUUUACACCAGAUCCAAAAACCAAGAAAUGGACUUCAAUCAAAGAGUCAGUUCCAAUGUUGAUCAAAGUUGAAACGCACAAUCACCCAACUGCCGUUUCUCCGUUCCCCGGUGCAUCCACAGGUUCAGGUGGUGAAAUCAGAGAUGAAGGUGCAACUGGCAGAGGUUCUAAAACCAAAUGUGGUUUGAGCGGAUUUUCUGUUAGUGAUCUAUUAAUUCCAGGUCACAAACAGCCAUGGGAACUUGAUAUUGGAAAGCCUUCGCAUAUUGCAUCUGCUCUAGAUAUUAUGAUUGAAGCACCAUUGGGUUCAGCUGCUUUUAACAAUGAAUUUGGUAGGCCCUGUAUUAACGGCUAUUUUAGAACUUUGACAACUAAAGUGAAGAAUGCCACAGGGAAGGAAGAAAUCAGAGGAUUUCACAAACCUGUUAUGAUUGCUGGUGGUUUCGGUUCUAUUAGACCUCAGUUUGUUUUGAAAGAUAAGCCUAUCACACCAGGAUCCCAAUUGAUCGUUUUGGGUGGGCAAUCUAUGUUGAUUGGUCUGGGUGGUGGCGCUGCAUCUUCUAUUGCAGCUGGUGAAGGCUCUGCUGAACUAGAUUUUGCCUCUGUUCAAAGAGGAAAUCCUGAAAUGGAACGCCGUUGUCAACAAGUUAUCGACGGUUGUGUUGCUCUUGGCGAAAAUAGUCCAAUUCAAUCUAUUCAUGACGUUGGUGCUGGUGGUCUCUCCAAUGCAUUACCAGAACUGGUUCAUGAUAAUAAUUUGGGUGCUAAGUUCAACAUAAGAAAGGUAUUAUCUUUGGAACCUGGUAUGUCUCCUAUGGAAAUUUGGUGUAACGAAUCUCAGGAACGUUAUGUUCUUGGUGUCUCUCCAAAAGAUCUUUCCGUGUUUGAAGAGAUAUGUAAGAGAGAAAGGGCACCAUACGCAGUUGUUGGUGUUGCAACAGCUGAGCAAAGAUUAAUUGUUGACGAUCCUUUGCUGAAUACGACUCCAAUAGACCUCGAUAUGUCCAUUUUAUUUGGAAAACCACCAAAAAUGUCCAGGGAAACCGUUACAGAAAACUUGCAACUAUCGGCAGCUGAUUUGAGCGUAAUUCCAUCAAUUGAAGAUGCCGUUGAAAGAGUCUUAAAAUUACCUGCUGUAGGUUCCAAAUCUUUUUUGAUUACAAUUGGUGACAGAACUGUUACUGGUUUAAUUGACAGAGAUCAAUUUGUCGGCCCAUGGCAAGUCCCAGUUGCGGACGUCGGUGUUGUCGCAACUUCUUUGGGUGAUUCGGUUAUUUCUUCUGGUGAAGCAAUGGCCAUGGGUGAAAAACCUGUCAACGCCCUAAUUUCUGCUGCUGCCUCAGCAAAAUUGGCUGUAGCUGAAUCUCUUUUGAAUUUGUUUGCUGCUGAUGUUAAGUCUUUGAAGCAUGUGAAACUGUCAGCAAACUGGAUGUCCCCAGCUUCCCACCCAGGUGAGGGAUCUAAGUUAUACGAAGCGGUGCAAGCUUUAGGUAUGGACCUAUGCCCUGAUUUGGGAGUCGCAAUUCCGGUCGGUAAGGACUCCAUGUCGAUGAAGAUGAAGUGGGAUGAUAAAGAAGUUACUGCUCCUUUAACCCUGGACAUCACUGCAUUUGCCCCUGUUCAUCAUACGAGUAGGACUUGGGCACCUUUAUUGAACAAGAAGCUUGACGACUCAGUUUUGGUACUUGUCGAUCUUGCAGCUUUGAACAAAACUGUCAGCUUGGGUGGUUCUGCUUUGUUGCAAGUCUAUAAGCAAGUUGGUGACAGCUCGCCAACCGUCACAGAUAACACUGUUCUGAAAGGCUUCUUAGAAGCUCUUAUUGAGUUACAUAAGACAGACAUUGUCGCAGCAUACCACGAUAGAUCAGAUGGUGGUUUGUUAGUCACCCUGUUGGAAAUGGUGUUUGCCUCGAGAUGUGGUUUAACUGCUGUUAUAGAUGCCACUGAAGAGAGGGCACUCGCUUCAUUGUUCAACGAGGAGUUGGGUGCUGUUUUCCAGAUAUCUCAAUAUAGAUUAGAAGAGUUCAAAUCAAUUCUUGCCAAAUACGGUGUUUCAAAUGGAUAUGUUUCUGUUGUUGGUAGGCCAGACUUCGAUUCUCAAAUCGUUAAAGUUGUCGACAAUGAAGGUAAAAAGCUGUAUACUAACACUAGAGGAUACUUGCAACAGUUGUGGAGCUCUACCUCCUUUGAGAUGCAAAAAUUGAGAGAUAAUCCAAAAACUUCUAGCGAGGAAUUUCACGCUUUGAAAGAUGAUAGAGACCCCGGUUUGCACUUCUCCUUGACUUACAACCCAACGGAUGACUUGCAAAUUGGUGCUCAACUUUCUAAUGUUAGACCAAACGUUGCUAUUCUGAGAGAACAGGGUGUUAACGGUCAAAUGGAAAUGGCUUGGUGUUUUCAACAAGCUGGUUUCAAUUCCAUCGAUGUUACUAUGACAGAUCUAUUGGAGGGCAGAGUUCACUUGGAUAACUUUGUAGGCUUUGCUGCAUGUGGUGGUUUCUCAUAUGGUGAUGUUCUAGGUGCUGGUGCUGGAUGGGCAAAAUCUGUCUUAUAUCACGAAGGUGUCCGUUCUCAAUUUGUUAAAUUCUUCCAAGAAAGAACAGAUACGUUUGCAUUUGGUGCUUGUAAUGGUUGUCAAUUCCUAAGCAGAUUAAAGGAUAUAAUUCCUGGCUGUGAAAACUGGCCAAGUUUCGAAAGAAAUGUAAGUGAACAAUAUGAGGGACGUGUUAGUAUGGUUCAAGUAAUCCAGGAUUCUUCUACUGAAAGUGUUUUCUUGAAUGGUAUGGCAGGUUCAAAAUUACCUAUCGCUGUCGCACAUGGUGAAGGUAGGGCAAAAUUUAUCAAUAAAGAACAGGAGCAAGCAUUUGAAGAGCAAAGUUUAUGCGGUAUUAAAUAUAUUGACAACUACGGUAAUGCCACCCAAGCCUAUCCAUUUAAUCCUAACGGCUCACAGAGUGCCAUUGCCGGUAUCAAAUCACCAAAUGGUAGAGUUUUGGCAAUGAUGCCUCAUCCUGAAAGAGUUUGUAGAUUGGAGGCUAAUUCAUGGUACCCAGCCGAACAAUUUGAAGAAUGGGGCGGUUAUGGACCAUGGAUUAGACUCUUCAGAUCAGCAAGAAGAUGGGUUAGCUAA
Zygotorulaspora mrakii is the source of this 4053-nucleotide messenger RNA. RefSeq names its product phosphoribosylformylglycinamidine synthase (gene ADE6). Gene Ontology annotation, molecular function: phosphoribosylformylglycinamidine synthase activity. Bases 1 to 4053 code for a protein of 1350 amino acids. The record is from RefSeq and is a predicted model, not a curated record. Gene Ontology annotation, biological process: 'de novo' IMP biosynthetic process. The transcript has a single exon. Lineage: Eukaryota; Fungi; Ascomycota; Saccharomycetes; Saccharomycetales; Saccharomycetaceae.